Gopherus evgoodei (Goodes thornscrub tortoise) is the source of this 1548-nucleotide messenger RNA. The record is from the annotation of a RefSeq genome assembly. Lineage: Eukaryota; Metazoa; Chordata; Testudines; Testudinidae.
GUGUUUUUAAUCCGCUGAUUUUUUUCUACCAACCAUAAAGAUAUUGGUACCCUAUACCUGAUUUUCGGGGCCUGAGCAGGGAUAAUUGGAACAGCAUUAAGCCUAUUAAUUCGUGCAGAACUCAGCCAGCCUGGAACUCUUCUAGGAGAUGACCAAAUUUACAAUGUAAUUGUCACAGCUCAUGCAUUUGUCAUAAUCUUCUUCAUAGUUAUACCAAUCAUGAUUGGUGGGUUUGGAAACUGACUUGUACCACUAAUAAUUGGAGCACCAGACAUAGCAUUCCCACGAAUAAAUAACAUAAGUUUCUGACUUCUACCGCCAUCUCUACUACUACUUCUAGCCUCAUCUGGAGUUGAAGCAGGUGCAGGCACAGGCUGAACAGUAUACCCGCCAUUAGCUGGAAACUUAGCCCAUGCUGGUGCCUCUGUAGAUCUAACUAUUUUUUCCCUCCACCUGGCCGGAGUAUCAUCAAUUCUUGGGGCUAUUAACUUUAUUACUACAGCAAUCAACAUAAAAGCACCAGCCAUAUCACAGUACCAAACACCACUAUUUGUGUGAUCAGUGCUUGUCACAGCUGUUCUUCUACUUCUUUCUUUACCAGUACUUGCCGCAGGCAUCACCAUACUACUAACAGACCGAAACUUAAACACAACUUUCUUCGACCCGUCAGGGGGUGGAGAUCCAAUCUUAUACCAACAUCUAUUUUGAUUCUUCGGCCACCCUGAGGUAUACAUCUUAAUCCUACCAGGAUUCGGCAUAAUCUCACAUGUCAUUACCUAUUAUACCGGUAAAAAAGAGCCAUUUGGGUACAUAGGGAUAGUCUGGGCAAUGAUAUCCAUUGGGUUCCUUGGUUUUAUUGUAUGAGCCCACCACAUAUUUACAGUAGGGAUAGAUGUAGAUACCCGAGCCUAUUUUACAUCAGCAACAAUAAUUAUUGCCAUCCCGACGGGAGUAAAAGUAUUCAGCUGACUAGCCACCCUGCAUGGCGGUAUGAUUAAAUGAGAUGCUGCUAUGCUCUGAGCACUUGGUUUUAUUUUCCUAUUUACAGUCGGAGGUCUAACAGGCAUUGUACUAGCCAACUCAUCAUUAGACAUUGUACUCCACGACACUUACUAUGUAGUAGCACACUUCCAUUAUGUCUUAUCCAUAGGAGCCGUAUUCGCUAUUAUAGCAGGAUUCACCCAUUGAUUCCCACUUUUUACUGGGUAUUCACUACACCAAACCUGGACAAAAAUCCAUUUUGGUGUAAUAUUUGCAGGUGUUAACAUAACCUUUUUCCCUCAACAUUUCCUUGGCCUAGCCGGAAUACCACGACGUUACUCUGACUACCCAGAUGCUUACACUCUAUGAAAUUCUAUCUCAUCAAUCGGAUCUCUAAUCUCCAUAGUAGCAGUAAUCAUAAUAAUAUUUAUCAUCUGAGAAGCAUUCUCUUCAAAACGUAAAGUAAUAACAGUCGAACUCAUAACCACAAACGUAGAAUGAUUACACGGCUGCCCACCUCCAUAUCAUACCUAUGAAGAACCAGCUCACGUACAAACCCAAGAAAGG